This is a messenger RNA of Venustampulla echinocandica, 1005 nucleotides long. Its product is annotated as Glycoside hydrolase family 16 protein. The transcript has 2 exons. Gene Ontology annotation, molecular function: hydrolase activity, hydrolyzing O-glycosyl compounds. Lineage: Eukaryota; Fungi; Ascomycota; Leotiomycetes; Helotiales; Pleuroascaceae. The record is from RefSeq and is a predicted model, not a curated record. The coding region runs from base 1 to 1005 and encodes 334 amino acids. Gene Ontology annotation, biological process: glucan catabolic process.
AUGCAUGCCUCUCAACUUGUCAUGCGCCUUGGCGCAUCCGCCAUUUGCGCUGCUGGCAUCGCAAAUGCAGCCUAUUCCGUCAAGGACACAUUCGACAGCACCAACUUCUUCAGCGAGUUCAACUUCUUCUCUGGUGACGAUCCAACAGGCGGCUUCGUCGAAUACGUCUCCGCCGCAGCUGCAAAUUUAACGAGUCUGGCGGGGUAUUCUAAUAACGCCGUUUAUCUCGGAGUAGAUCAUGUAACUUCCAACCCUGCUGGUGGGCGCAGCUCAGUCCGAGUUACCUCCAACAAUGCGUACACGCACGGCCUGUUUAUCGCCGAUAUUGCUCACAUGCCAGGCAGCACCUGCGGAGUCUGGCCAGCAUUUUGGACAUUCGGUCCAAACUGGCCCUCAUCAGGCGAGAUUGACAUUAUCGAAGGUGUCAACGACCAAACCACCAACGACAUCACCCUCCACACAUCCGCAUCUUGCACAAUGAGCACGUCUGGCUCUCUGGGAGGCACCAAGCUCGCAGACCCUAACUGUAACUCUGGCAAUGGCAACAACGGCUGCGGCACCACCACAACCGACACGCGAAACUACGGCAGUGGAUUCAACGCUAUCGGUGGUGGCGUCUAUGCUAUGGACUGGACAUCCUCCCACAUCUCCGUCUACUUCUUCCCACGCUCCGACAUCCCUGCAGAUAUUACGUCGGGGAAGCCUAACCCAUCAAGCUGGGGAACACCUACCACCACUUUCGGCGGCUCAGGGUGUGAUAUCGACUCCCACUUCAAGGAUCACAACAUCGUCUUCGACACUACAUUCUGCGGCCAGUGGGCUGGCCAAGUCUGGGAUUCAAACCAGCAUUGCAAGGCUCUUGCGCCUACUUGUAAUGAGUACGUAGGGAAGAAUCCCCAAGCGUUCAAGGACGCAUACUGGAUGGUCAACUCCGUCAAGGUCUAUCAAGAUGGUUCCGCCCAGAAGAGAGCCGAGGGUGUUAUACCCAUGCCAUUUAUGGCUUGA